Molecule: messenger RNA, 1414 nt
Organism: Xyrauchen texanus (razorback sucker)
Lineage: Eukaryota; Metazoa; Chordata; Actinopteri; Cypriniformes; Catostomidae
Product: endonuclease domain-containing 1 protein-like
Exons: 2
Coding region: 1-912 (303 amino acids)
Molecular function (GO): nucleic acid binding; hydrolase activity; metal ion binding
Source: RefSeq, a predicted model, not a curated record
AUGGUUGUGAUCAUCCUCUCUGCAGUCCUGAUGUUGAUCUUUCAAUGCGCCGUCUCUGAAGUCGUAGAUGAUUUCAGUGAAUGCAGCGACUUCUUCUUAGACAAUCAGCCUCCACAGAUUCCUGGUGUUCUGGAAAGAGGAGAGUCACAAAACCACUACAAAACUAUCUGUCAGAGAUUUAAUAACGUGUACACCUUCGCAACGCUUUAUGACACAACAUCCAAAAUCCCAGUUUUCUCAGCCUACAGAUACAGUGGAAAAGGAAACUUCACCCGGAAUAAAGACCUGAAAAACCAAAACUGGACGACUGAGUCUCAGCUUCAAGAUAACGAGCAGGCAGCUGAUGAUGACUACAAGAAUAACACACUGAAUGUGAACCGCGGCCAUUUAUUUCCCUGCAGUCACGCAAAGGAUCUUGACACAGCCAAAUCUACAUUCACCCUCACCAACGCUGUGCCACAGAAAGUGAGAUUUAAUAGCGGCAGCUGGGCUCGUAUGGAAAACUUCACAAAGCAUCUGAUGGAUUCACACUGCCGUGACAAUAAUAAUAAAGUCUCGGCGUAUGUGCUGACGGGUGCCGUACCUGGAGACGAAACAUUAAAUAACAGAGUGAAUAUUCCCAAGAUGAUGUGGACGGCGUUCUGCUGCUACAACAGUAAGAAUCAAUCCUGGUUCUCCAAAGCACACCUGGCCCCGAAUGAAGAUGAAGAUGUGAAAGACAAAAAUAAAACGAUUCUGACAGAGAGUCUGAAGAACUUACAAGAUGAGCUGAAGAACACUUGGGUAAAAGGACUGAAGCUCUUUAAUGAGAAAUGUCUUAUGGGCGGCUGUGGGUCAGGUGUUAGAGUGGGUUGGCCACUAAUCGCAGGGUUGGCGGUUCAAUUCCUUGUGUGUUCUUGGGCAAGACACUGAACCCCAAGUUGCUCCCAAUGGCAGGCUAGCACCUUACAUGCAGCUCUGCCGUCACUGUGUUAAUGUGUGUGAAUGUGUGAAAGAGACACAGUGUAAAGCGCUUUCAAAACCACUAAGUGCUAUAUAAGUGCAGACCAUUUACAGAUAAACCUGUGUAGAAGGAAUCAUUCCUGUCAUCAAUCAGUUCAUGAACCAUCCAGUGAGACGUCAUGUGACAUCAGUCAGGUCCACACUGAAUCUGUGCUCACAGAAAUAAGAAAGAUCGGUCAUUCAUGAAGUUCUACCUUCUGCCCUUUAAUUGUUUGCUUAUGAAAUAUUUGAUCUCAUUAAAAAUGAUUCUUUGUCCUGAUCAUCAGGAUGUUUCAUCACUUUCUUGCUUUAUCGCUGCAUUCUCUAGUAAAGAGGCACAUAAGAGGAAAUCAUGUUAUAAUCGCUCUCGUAUCUGCUAAACAAUCUCUAAAGUUUGUAUUGUUGCUUUGAAACUUGCAAUAAAUGAAUGAAA